Molecule: messenger RNA, 186 nt
Organism: Phytophthora sojae
Lineage: Eukaryota; Oomycota; Peronosporomycetes; Peronosporales; Peronosporaceae
Exons: 1
Source: RefSeq, a predicted model, not a curated record
GUUUAUCUCUGCCAAAUGGUGCGGCAUGAGUCAUUCGGCGAAAAGAAGUUGUGCUAUGCAAUUUGGCAUGAGCACUGGGAUUGUGGAAAGCGUAUCCCGGUGAACCUUGACAAGAAAUUGCAGUUCCGACAACCUACAGGAAAGCGACGCAGCUCGAAACAAUCCUCGCACGGACAUGGCGGUUAA